GGUGAACCCACUCAAGGCACAUGGUCUUGCAUCAGUGAAUCCCAUUAGGGCAGAUUCAAGUCUGGGCACGUAGACUAAGGGUGCCUGAUUGAAUACUCAUUUCUACCACUUGUGGUACCAUUAUUAGCUGUGACUUUUGGUGAAGCAUUAAUAUGCUAGAGCCAUCUCCCAGGUGGAGUCAUGGCUUGAUUCCUAUAAAUGAUUAAUCUUGGGGAAGAAACGCUUGAUUCAAAAAUUAAUUUGAGUAAACUUGCUAGUUUACAGAGUAACUUACAUAAGUGGGACAUCAGUUGCUAUCUGAUGUGAAUAAGAAUUAACAUAAAGUGCUUUGCCUGGAAAGCUUUUCUCCUGCCUUUCUCAGCAGAGCGUUCCUUUCUGGGAGGAAAGGCAGAACAGUGUCUGACUGAGAGCAUAGCACCUGGAGCCAGAUGUCUUCUGCUUUGAUACCAACUUUGCCACUUGUCAGCAGCAUGGCUUUGGGCGAAGUACUUCAUCACUCUUUACCUUGGCUUCCUAAUCUGUAAAGUGGGGAUGUUGAUAAUGAGACCUAGCCUGGAGGAUCGUUAUGGGGCAAAACAUACUCUUACUUUUAUGGACAAGAAGACCCAGGCUCAGAAAGUCAAGUGUCUUCCAAGUUCACGGAGCUGGUCUCACCCACCAAAUCAUAAUGAAUAUCUAUAUAUUUGGAGAUAGAGAUGAAAACCACGUGGCUGUAUCCAGUUGGAAUGAAAAAUAUGAACUGUCUCUCUUGUGCUCCUGCCUCCUACCAUGAGAAUAGCAAGUCUCAGAUGGAUCCUAAUAGAAUAUCAGAAGAUGGCACUCACUGCAUUUAUAGAAUUUUGAGACUCCAUGAAAAUGCAGAUUUUCAAGACACAACUCUGGAGAGUCAAGAUGCAAAAUUAAUACCUGAUUCAUGUAGGAGAAUUAAACAGGCCUUUCAAGGAGCUGUGCAAAAGGAAUUACAACAUAUCGUUGGAUCACAGCACAUCAGAGCAGAGAAAGCGAUGGUGGAUGGUUCAUGGUUAGAUCUGGCCAAGAGGAGCAAGCUUGAAGCUCAGCCUUUUGCUCAUCUCACUAUUAAUGCCACUGACAUCCCAUCUGGUUCUCAUAAAGUGAGUCUGUCCUCUUGGUACCAUGAUCGGGGUUGGGCCAAGAUCUCCAACAUGACUUUUAGCAAUGGAAAACUGAUAGUUAAUCAGGAUGGCUUUUAUUACCUGUAUGCCAACAUUUGCUUUCGACAUCAUGAAACUUCAGGAGACCUAGCUACAGAGUAUCUUCAACUAAUGGUGUACGUCACUAAAACCAGCAUCAAAAUCCCAAGUUCUCAUACCCUGAUGAAAGGAGGAAGCACCAAGUAUUGGUCAGGGAAUUCUGAAUUCCAUUUUUAUUCCAUAAACGUUGGUGGAUUUUUUAAGUUACGGUCUGGUGAGGAAAUCAGCGUCGAGGUCUCCAACCCCUCCCUACUGGAUCCGGAUCAGGAUGCAACAUACUUUGGGGCUUUUAAAGUUCGAGAUAUAGAUUGAGCCCCAGUUUUUGGAGUGUUAUGUAUUUCCUGGAUGUUUGGAAACAUUUUUUAAAACAAGCCAAGAAAGAUGUAUAUAGGUGUGUGAGACUACUAAGAGGCAUGGCCCCAACGGUACAAGACUCAGUAUCCAUGCUCUUGACCUUGUAGAGAACACGCAUAUUUACAGCCAGUGGGAGAUGUUAGACUCAUGGUGUGUUACACAAUGGUUUUUAAAUUUUGUAAUGAAUUCCUAGAAUUAAACCAGAUUGGAGCGAUUACGGGUUGACCUUAUGAGAAACUGCAUGUGGGCUGUGGGAGGGGUUAGUCCCUGGUCAUGUGCCCCUUCACAGCUGAAGUGGAGAGGGUGUCAUCUAGCACAAUUGAAGGAUCAUCUGAAGGGGUAAGUUCUUUUGAAUUGUUACAUCAUGCUGGAACCUGCAAAAAAUACUUUUUCUAAUGAGGAGAGAAAAUAUAUGUAUUUUUAUAUAAUAUCUAAAGUUAUAUUUCAGAUGUAAUGUUUUCUUUGCAAAGUAUUGUAAAUUAUAUUUGUGCUAUAAUAUUUGAUUCAAAAUAUUUAAAAACGUCUUGCUGUUGACAUAUUUAAUGUUUUAAAUGUACAGACAUAUUUAACUGGUGCACUUUGUAAAUUCCCUGGGGAAAUCUUGCAGCUAAGGAGGGAAAAAAAAUGUUGUUUCCUAACAUCAAAUGCAGUAUAUUUCUUCAUCCUUUUUAAGUUAAUAGAUUUUUCAGACUUGUCAAGCCUGUGCAAAAAAAUUAAAAUGGAUGCCUUGAAUAAUAAGCAGGAUGUUGGCCACCAGGUGCCUUUCAAAUUUAGAAACUAAUUGACUUUAGAAAGCUGACAUUGCCAAAAAGGAUACAUAAUGGGCCACUGAAAUCUGUCAAGAGUAUUUAUAUAAUUGUUGAACAGGUGUUUUUCUACAAGUGCUGCAAAUUGUACAUUUUUUUGUUUUUUCAAAAUAGAAAAGUUAUUAGUGGUUUAUCAGCAAAAAAGUCCAAUUUUAAUUUAGUAAAUGUUAUUUUAUACUGUACAAUAAAAACAUUGCCUUUGAAUGUUAAUUUUUUGGUACAAAAAUAAAUUUAUAAGAAAA
Symphalangus syndactylus (siamang) is the source of this 2613-nucleotide messenger RNA. It is a transcript of the gene TNFSF11, whose product is annotated as TNF superfamily member 11. Gene Ontology annotation, molecular function: tumor necrosis factor receptor binding. Gene Ontology annotation, cellular component: membrane. NCBI's taxonomy places the organism in Eukaryota, Metazoa, Chordata, Mammalia, Primates, Hylobatidae. The record is from RefSeq and is a predicted model, not a curated record. Gene Ontology annotation, biological process: immune response.